Molecule: messenger RNA, 1883 nt
Organism: Penicillium canescens
Lineage: Eukaryota; Fungi; Ascomycota; Eurotiomycetes; Eurotiales; Aspergillaceae
Product: NAD(P)/FAD-dependent oxidoreductase
Exons: 2
Coding region: 451-1761 (436 amino acids)
Biological process (GO): retrograde transport, endosome to Golgi
Cellular component (GO): cytoplasm; late endosome
Molecular function (GO): oxidoreductase activity
Source: RefSeq, a predicted model, not a curated record
AGCAUUCUCAUCCAUACCGAAGUGGCUAUGCAAAAUCACAUUCCCAUGAAUUGUCAACUAUUCCUAUGUGAAGGUUUGUAGAAAGCGGUUUAUACCUAUCUAACAGGAAACAGCCGAGGGAUAGAAAGGCCCGUUUAUGCUGGUUUGCCGUGCUUCAUAGGGCAUUUAUCUAGCAAGACGGCAUGAAUAAAGCCUAGAGCAUAGCGAUCAUUAUCUAAUGCGCUAAAGCACGCCCAGACGAACUUAUCUCUUUCCUACCCCACCAUUGCUUGAAGUCCCGGCCCAGUGCAUCUGAGGGGAAAAAAAACCAUAGGCCAGUGAGACGAAUGGAUAACAUAGUUGACUUAAGAUCAUUCGUCAGCCAGAAGUGUAACUAUUCAAACGAUAUUGUAUUGUCACAUGUUGCAGUGAGAACCUUGGAAGGGACACGACAUCGUCCAAAGACCAGUCAUGUCGACCGUUAUUCUUGGAGGGGGCAUCAUUGGCACCUCCAUUGCUUACUACCUGUCUGCCAAUCAACCUGAAGGCGAAAUCCACAUCGUCGAGCAAUCCCCAGAGCUUUUCUCAGCAGCUUCGGGAUAUGCUGCAGGCUUCUUAGCCAGAGACUGGUUUGUGCCAUCUCUUGCACCUCUCGGUGCUUUAUCAUUUGACCUGCACAAGGAGCUUGCCGCUGGAAAUGAUGGACAAAAGAACUGGGGAUUCAUGAACGGGACGGCUUUCAAUUUGGAUGCUGUUUCUCGCCAGAGACAGGGUGCGCCACCUGGCGAUGACUGGCUACAAACAGAGACGAGCCGAGCGGAGACUGCGGCAGGUUCUGAUGAUCCUGCCCCCGUUGAGUGGCCGGAGUGGUUGACGAGGAGGAAAGAAGGUAUGAUAGAGAGGAUCAGCCAAGAGGGAACUGUGGCUCAAGUUGAUCCAUUGAGAUUGAGCCGCUAUCUGAUGGAUGGUGCAAUAUCUCGAGGGGCGAAGCUUCAUCACCCUGCCCAGGCAGCCGCACUUGUCAAAGAAGCGGAUGGCACAAUCACCGGCGUUAGUAUUGUGUCGCGAGAUUCGAAGAAAAAGUCAACAAUCCCAUGUACGACCCUUGUUCUGAGUAUGGGGCCUUGGACGCCACAGGUUCUCAAAGAUCUAUUCCCAUCCUCCACUAUAUCAUUAGAUAUCUCACCUCUGGCUGGCUAUUCACUUGUUGUUCGCUCCCCUCGGUAUACGUUGGAACACCAGAGGAAUGUCCACCGAGGACAAAGCCAUGCUGUCUUUACGACACUCCCUUCAUCGUAUGGGUUCAGCCCCGAGAUCUUCCUCAGGGAAGGUGGUGAGAUUUAUAUCGCCGGUCUCAACCCCACCAUCAAGCUUCCCUCUCGGGCAGAAGAUAUUAACCGGCAUUUUGAUCCCCGCGAGAUGCAGAAACUCAAGGAUGUUGCCGUCCGUUUGUUGGGUGGUCUUGCUAAAGAUACAGAAGAGGCAGCCGACGAGACGACCAACCUCGACGACCUAGAGACACUUCGAGAAGGGCUUUGCUUCAGACCUGUGGGCAGUACUGGUGUUCCCACAAUCGGCAAAAUCGAAAAUCUUUCCUUGGGAGGAGGAACGAGGGCAAGUCCCAGAGGAGGCGUGUUCAUAGCCGCUGGCCAUGGACCGUGGGGAAUAUCAUUAAGUCUUGGGACGGGCAAGAUUAUAUCUGAGAUGAUAAAGAAGCAGAAAACCUCAGUUGAUGUGACAGGACUCGCAGUCACGGGAAAAGGCUCAAUUUCUCCGUUGUGAUAUAUACAGCACUGCUUGAAACCUCUCAUGAUUUGGGACUGAUUUGCUUCUCAUAGAUAGUGGUCCCUCAUUGAAUGAAAUGAGUUAGUGAUGGAUAAUAGAAUAAAGCCUUGAUAUUGAAG